Messenger RNA from Penicillium odoratum, 1641 nucleotides. RefSeq names its product fungal specific transcription factor domain-containing protein. Gene Ontology annotation, biological process: DNA-templated transcription. The coding region runs from base 1 to 1641 and encodes 546 amino acids. The record is from RefSeq and is a predicted model, not a curated record. Gene Ontology annotation, molecular function: DNA binding; zinc ion binding. The transcript has 4 exons. Lineage: Eukaryota; Fungi; Ascomycota; Eurotiomycetes; Eurotiales; Aspergillaceae.
AUGAACCAAGAUUCUUCAUUUACAAGCGCACCUGGCCCUACACAUGUCUCUAACUUCCGUAUCCAAUCAGAACACUCUACUCAUAGUUCGAGGAGAGCUUCUCCGGAUUCCAGACUGAGCAACUUUGAAGAAGAAGAGCGCAAUGGGCUCGAAAUAGCAUCCGCGGCCCUCGGGCAACCGGAAAGAGCGGGCGAAGUUCCCUUUUAUACUGGAGAACGUACCGGGCCCACAUCAGCACUAGAUGUCUGCUUACCAGAUCAGUCGUUACCGAGACAUUUUCUCAUCCCGCUUCACAGGACGGAUCUAUCUGACGAAGACCAAGAGUUUCUCCGCAAAAAGGGGGUUUUCACACUUCCCGGGAAAAACGCCUGUGACAGCCUGAUCGAGGCAUACCUUCUCCAUGUACACCCUGUGCUGCCAGUGAUAGAAGCAGAUGUGCUUUUGCGUCAUCACAAAGCGGAGAAACUCGCAGAGUACAACCUCUUGCUCCUGUGGAGUCUUUUCUUCGUUGCUGUCAAUUGCUUAUACAAUAACGGAAACGAACGGAACAAAAUCGUGCUUUUGCAGUCCUCACUUUUGCUGGGCUUCUGGCACUCGGACAUGGACGAACAUGCACAACCGUGGUACUGGACAGGUAUUGCAGUAAGUCUGUGCCAGAUUCUUGGCUUGCACCGGGACCCUGGCACGAUUCACAAUCCCUCCGUAACUGCUCGACAACGAUCUUUUUGGCGUCGUCUUUGGUGGAGCUGCUUUUUCCGUGAUACUUGGCUCGGUCUCACAUUGGGAAGGCCGCUGCGGAUCAAUCUGGAGGACUGUGACAUUCCCAUGCCAUUAGUGGAUGAUAUGCUGUUUGAUAUCGAUAGCCGAGAAGAGCUAUCUCUUACUACCCACUUGCCGAGCGACAUGCAAAGAUUGGCUGGAUACUGGAUCAUGCUCAUUGAAUUAAGCCGCAAAUUGAGCAACAUUCUGGCUACGAAUUAUCGCACUGCUCGAUCCAGGCCGUCACUUGAUGAAAUUGAAGAGCUCGAGAAGCAGCUUUUACAGAGUGCACUUCCAGAUCAAUACGAAAAAGGUCUGACGCGUAUUUCAAGAUUUUGCUCCAAUCAUGUUCAUUUGCAUUACCAGUCAGUGCUGUCUACCCUCAAUAAUUCCUAUAUCCAAUCAGUCGGCUGCUUCUGUUGUUUUGCUACGCUGCUCCCGGCUAACUCGUGUUCAAAUGAUCAAGACCGCCGCUCCUCGUUCCUGCAAUGCAAACACACCUGCUUCAUUGCAAAUCGGGGCGAUCCCCUCUCCAAACGCAUCAGGCUCAAUAAGCUUGAAAUGUGCAUGCUAGUCAUGGAAGAACUCCAGAAAACAUAUACUGUCGCUUCGAUAUACCGUGGAAUUUUCACGAAGGCUAUUCAACAAAUCUUUCCGGGUUACUCGCCCCCCGUGGCACCUUUUAGCUAUUCAGCCAAAGCUGCCGCGGUUCCUGAGACUGAAAAUCAUGCCGAGGUUCCACUUGCGAGCCCAGAAAAUCUUGGUGAUAACAGUCAGUUCAAUGAUGCCGUAUUUGGUGUCGCAGACGAGGGGGACAUGAUGAGCGCGUUAAUGGAUGAGUCUUCUCUUUUCAGCCUUUGGGAGACGUGGAAUCAAGUUUGA